This is a messenger RNA of Patella vulgata (common limpet), 6099 nucleotides long. Its product is annotated as zinc finger protein Xfin. Bases 180 to 5738 code for a protein of 1852 amino acids. Lineage: Eukaryota; Metazoa; Mollusca; Gastropoda; Patellidae. The record is from RefSeq and is a predicted model, not a curated record. The transcript is spliced from 2 exons.
UACGCUUUUGUCUACAACAUAACUAUAUUAAUUAAAUGUUUUGGAAGAAUUUAUGGUGGUAGUUGUCAUGCGACUUCGUUUCGUUUCUGUCUAAAUAAGUCAACUGCAUCAAAAUAAACAGAAUUGACAAGACCCAGUGUGUCAGGAUAAGAAAAAGAAUUAAGUUAUAAAUAAAUAUAAUGAUGGAAAGCGAUUGUAAAAUGCAUGUUAAAGAAGAGAAAAUUGAUCCCAAUGGGAUUGUUCAUCAAUGUAGACUGUGUUAUGAAGAAUUUGAAUGGGAAAGGGAUUUAGAGGAACAUUGUAAAACUCAUGUUAUGGAAGGAAAAACAGAUGAUGUUGAAAGAGUUCAUCGUGAAGAAUUUAAAUGGGAAAGUGAUUUAGUGGAACAUUGUAAAAAUCAAGUUAGUGAUUCAGAGGAACAUUGUAAAAUUCAAGUUGGUGAUUCAGAGGAACAUUGUAAAAUUCAAGUUGGUGAUUCAGAGGAAUAUUGUAAAAUUCAAGUUGGUGAUUCAGAGGAACAUUCAAAAAUUCAAGUUAUAGAAGAGAAAUCAGAUGAUAAUGAUGAUGUUGAAACACUUCAUUGUGAAGAAUUUAAAUGGAGAAUUAAUUUAGAGGAACAUUGUGAAAUUAAUGUUAAAGAAGAGAAAAUGGAUGAUGAUGAUGAUGAAGAGGUGAAAAAUACAAGUAGCCUAGUUUGCAGUAAAGUUGGGGAGAAGAACCUUGAGUUUAGUGAACAAAAGUCCAGAAAUGUUAAAAUUUCUAAAAAAUCAUAUAAAUGUGAUGUUUGUGAUAAAUCAUGUAAAUCAAAUGCUCAUCUAAAAGAACAUCUAAGAAUUCAUACCGGUGAGAGACCUUAUGAAUGUGAUGCUUGUGGUAGAUUAUUUAAAAGAAGUGGUCAUCUAAAAGACCAUAUCAGAAUUCACACCGGUGUGAAACCUUAUGAAUGUGAUGUUUGUACUAAAUCAUAUAAAUGUAAAGACUCGCUAUUAAAACACUUGAAAAUACAUAGCGGAAAGAAGCCAUAUAAAUGUGAUGUUUGUCGAAAAUUAUUUAGCGCACAUAAUAAUUUUAUGGAACACAUGAAAAUUCAUUCCAGAAAGACAAAAUUGUCACUUCGAGCAUCUGGCACCAAUUUAGAGAAAAAUUGUGAAAUUGAUAUUGAAGAAGAGAAAACAGAUGAUGAUGAUGAAGAGAAGGUGGAAAAUACAAGUAGCCAAGUUUGCAGUACAGAUGCGAAGAAGGACUUUGAUGAGUUUAGUGAACCACAGACAAAAAAUGUUCAAAUUUAUAUACAAAAGUAUAAAUGCGAUGUUUGUAAUAAAUCAUUUAGAAGAAGUGAUCAACUUAAAGAACAUAUUCGAGAUCAUACCGGUGAGAGACCUUAUGAAUGUGAUGUUUGUGGUAAAUUAUUUAAAAGAAGUGGUCAUCUAAAAGACCAUAUCAGAAUUCACACCGGUGAGAAACCGUAUGAAUGUGAUGUUUGUAGUAAAGCAUAUAAACAUAAAGAAAGUCUAUUAAAACAUCUGGAAAUGCAUAGCGGAGAGAAGCCAUAUAAAUGUGAUGUUUGUCGAAAAUUAUUUAGCGUGUAUAAUAAUUUUAACGAACACAUGAAAAUUCAUAUCAGAGGCACAAAAUUGGCAGAUGCUCAAAGCACCGAUUUUGAGGAACAUGGUCAAAUUCAUGUUGAGAAUGAACAAACUGUUGAUAUAGAAGAGACAAUGGAAAAUACACGUAGUCCCAUUUACAGUACAGUUAGCGAGAAACGUUUUGACAAGUUGAGUAAACCAAAGCGAAAAAAUGUUAACAUUUCUAAAAAAUCGCAUCAAUGUGAUGUUUGUGAUAAAUUAUUUAAUUCAAAUGCUCAUCUAAUAGAACACCUUAGAGUUCAUACUGGGGAGAGACCAUUUAAAUGCAAUAUUUGCAAUAAUUCAUUCAAAAGAAAUAGUUGUCUGAAAGAUCAUAUCAGAAUUCAUACUGGUGAGAUACCUUAUGAAUGUGAUGUUUGUAGUAAAGCAUAUAAAUGCAAAGAAAGUCUAUUAAAACACUUCAAUACACAUAGCGGAGAGAAGCCAUAUAAGUGUGAUGUUUGUCGAAAAUUAUUUGGUGUACAUAAUAAUUUUAAGGCACACAUGAAAAUUCAUACCAAAGGGACAAAAUUGUCUGAUGGUUCACAAAGCACCAAUUGUGAGGAACAUUUUGAAAUUCAGGUUGAAGAAGAGAAAACAGACGAUGAUAAAGAGAGAAUGGAAAAUACAAGUAGUCCCAUUUGUAGUACAGUUAGUGAGGGGUGUUUUGACAAGUUAAGUGAACCAAAGCCAAAAACUGUUAAAAUUUCUAAAAAAUCGCAUAAUUGUGAUGUUUGUGAUAAAUUAUUUAAUUCAAAUGCUCAUCUUAUAGAACACCUUAGAGUUCAUACUGGUGAGAGACCGUUUAAAUGCAAUGUGUGCAAUAAUUCAUUUAAAAGAAAUAGUUAUCUGAGAGACCAUAUCAGAAUUCAUACUGGGGAGAUACCUUAUGAAUGUGAUGUUUGUAUUAAAUCAUAUAAAUGCAAAGAAAGUCUAUUAAAACACUUCAACAAUACACAUAGCGGAGAGAAGCCAUAUAAAUGCGAUGUUUGUCGAAAAUUAUUUAGUGUUCAUAAUAAUUUUAAGGAACACAUGAAAAUUCAUACCAAAGGGACAAAAUUGUCUGAUGAUUCACAAAGCACCGAAUCUGAUGAACAUUUUGAAAUUCAAGUUGAAGAAGAGAAAACAGACGAUGAUAAAGAGAGAAUGGAAAAUACAAGUAGUCCCAUUUGUAGUACUGUUAGUGAGGGGUGUUUUGACAAGUUAAGUGAACCAAAGCCAAAAACUAUUACAAUUUCUAAAAAAUCGCAUAAAUGUGAUGUUUGUGAUAAAUUAUUUAAUUCAAAUGCUCAUCUAAUAGAACACCUUAGAGUUCAUACUGGUGAGAGACCGUUUAAAUGCAAUUUUUGCAAUAAUUCAUUUAAAAGAAAUAGUUAUCUGAAAGACCAUAUCAGAAUUCAUACUGGUGAGAUACCUUAUGAAUGUGAUGUUUGUAGUAAAUCAUAUAAAUGCAAAGAAAGUCUAUUAAAACACUUCAAUACACAUAAUGGAGAGAAGCCAUAUAAAUGUGACGUUUGUCGAAAGUUAUUUAGUGUUCAUAAUAAUUUUAAGGAACACAUAAAAGUUCAUAUCAGAGGCACAAAAUUGUCUGAUGAUGCAAAAAGCACCGAAUUUGAGGAACAUGGUACAAUAAUUCACGUUGAGAAUGAACACACAGUGGAUGUAGAAGGGACAGUAGAAAAUAAAGGUAGUCCUAUUUGCAGUACAGUUAGGGAGGGGUGUUUUGGCAUGUUGAGUAAACCAAAGCCAAAAACCGUUAACCUUUCUAAAAAAUCGCAUCAAUGUGAUGUUUGUGAUAAAUUAUUUAAUUCAAAUGCUCAUCUGAUAGAACACCUUAGAGUUCAUACUGGGGAGAGACCGUUUAAAUGCAAUGUGUGCAAUAAUUCAUUUAAAAGAAAUAGUUGUCUGAAAGACCAUAUCAGAAUUCAUACUGGUGAGAUACCUUUUGAAUGUGAUGUUUGUAGUAAAGCAUAUAAAUGUAAAGACUCACUAUUAAAACACUUGACAAUACAUAGCGGAAAGAAGACAUAUAAAUGUGAUGUUUGUCGAAAAUUAUUUAGUGUGCAUAAUAAUCUUAAGGAACACAUGAAAAUUCAUAUCAGAGGCACAAAUUUGUCAAAUAAUUCACAAAGCACUGAUUUUGAAGAACAUUUUGAAAUUCAUGUUGAGAAUGAACAAACUGUUGAUGUAGAAGAGACAGUAGAAAAUACAAGUGGUCCCAUUUGCAGUACAGAUAGUGAGGGGUGUUUUGACAAGCUUAAAGAACCAAAACCAAAAAAUGUUAACAUUUCUAAAAAACCGCAUCAAUGUUAUGCUUGUGGUAAAUUAUUUAAUUCAAAUGCUCAUCUAAUAGAACACCUUAGAGUUCAUACUGGGGAGAGACCAUUUAAAUGCAAUGUUUGCAAUAAAUCAUUUAAAAGAAGUGGUUAUCUGAAAGACCAUAUCAGAAUUCAUACUGGGGAGAUACCUUAUGAAUGUGAUGUUUGUAUUAAAUCAUAUAAAUGCAAAGAAAGUCUAUUAAAACACUUCAAUACACAUAGCGGAGAGAAGCCAUAUAAAUGUGAUGUUUGUCGAAAAUUAUUUAGUCUGCAUAAUAAUUUCAGGGUACACAUGAAAAUUCAUAGCAAAGGGAAAUCAUUUUCUGAUGAUGGACAUAGCAAUGUUAAAAUUUCUAAGAAAUCGCAUAAAUGUGAUGUUUGUGAUAAAUUAUUUAAUUCAAAUGCUCAUCUGAAAGAGCACCUUAGAAUUCAUACUGGGGAGAGACCUUAUACAUGUGAUGUUUGUGGUAAAUCAUAUAGAAGAAGUGAUUCCCUGAAAGAGCAUCUGAGAGUUCACACAGGUGAAAGGCCUUAUAAAUGUGAUAUUUGUGACAAGUCAUUUACAUUAAAUAGAUUCCUUUUGAGACAUCGACUAAUACACAGCAUAGAGAAGCCAUAUAAAUGUGAUGUUUGUACUAAAACAUUUAUUGUAAAUAGUCAAUUAAAGGAACACAUGUAUAUUCAUACUGGAGAAAAAAAAUUUAAAUGUGAUGUUUGUGGUAAAGCAUUUUAUUGUCCAAGUCAUUUGAAGAGACAUUCGAGAAAUCAUACAGCAAAAAAGUCACAUAAAUGUGAUAUUUGUAGGAAAUUUUAUAUUAAGAGAAGUGAUCUGCAGAGGCACAUUAGAUCUCAUACUGGAGAAAAACCACAUACAUGUGACUAUUGUGGAAAAUGUUUUUCUAUGGGAGCUAGUUUAAAAGUCCAUACUAGAACACAUACCAGAGAAAAACCUUUUAAAUGUAAUGUUUGUAGUAAAUCAUAUGCUCAGGCAGAUACUCUACGUGACCAUAUGAGCACUCAUACUGGGCAGAAACCCUAUAAAUGUUAUGUUUGUGAUAAAUCAUUUACUUUCAAGGGUGGUUUAAGACGUCAUACUGUAAUGCAUCGGGGACAAAAACCUUUUAAUUGUGAGAUCUGUGAUCAAUCUUUUAAUUUGAGAACGAGUCUUGUGGUACACCUUAGAAGUCAUACUGGAGAAAAGCCAUUUACAUGUGAUGUUUGUGGUAAAUCUUUCCAUGCAAGCAGUAACUUAAAGACACAUUUUAAAAUACAUACUGGUGAGAAACCAUAUAAAUGUGAUGUUUGUAGUAAGUCAUUUAAAUCAAAUUAUAAUUUAAAGAAACAUUUAAUGAUACAUGCAGGAGACAGACCGUAUAAAUGUGAUAUUUGUAGUAAAUCGUAUUCCGUCAAUCAUACUCUAACACAACACUUAAAGACUCACGCUGAAGAGAAACCUUUCAAAUGUGAUGUUUGUGGAAAAUCAUUCCACUUUAACAGUACUUUGAAAAAACAUUUGAGAAUCCAUACUGGAGAAACACCUUAUAAAUGUGAUGUUUGUAAGAAAUCAUUUAUCCACCAUGGUACUUUAUCUCAACAUAUGAAAAUACACACAGGAAUAAAACCCUUUCAAUGUGAUGUUUGUGGUAAAGCAUUUAACAAACGUGCUAAACUUACGGCACACAUUAGAACACAUACUGGAGAAAAACCUUAUAAAUGUGAUAUUUGUGAUUUUUCAUGUAGUUUUAAUGGUAAUUUAACAAAACAUAAGAGAAAACAUACACAUGCUGGUGAUUAACAGUAGAAAGCAUACAUGUGCUUGUGAUAAACAAUAGAAAACAUACACAUGCUGGUGAUUAACAGUAGAAAGCAUACAUGUGCUUGUGAUAAACAAUAAAAAACAUACACAUGCCGGUGAUAAACAUAAACAUGCAAGUGAUAAACAAUAGAAAACAUAUAUACAUGCAGGUGAUGAACAAUACAAAACAUAAGGUGCUAGUGAUAAACAAUAGAAAGUGUACAUAAGCUGUGGAAAACAUGUUUGGGAUGAACCACAGAAAGUAUGUGCUGGUGACGACAAAUGUACAUAGAAAACAUAUGGUGAAAAUAAUUGAAUAAGUAUAUAAAUUUGUUGAAUAAAAGAUUUUUAAAAUUGAAAA